CCGCUACGACUCGAUGUUAAAAGAAAGUUGUUGGCACGGUCGGACAGGGUCAAAUCGGUGGACCUGCAUCCGUCUGAACCAUGGAUGCUGUGUAGUUUGUACAACGGCAAUGUCCACAUUUGGAAUUACGAUACGCAGCAACUGUUAAAAUCGUUCGAAGUAUGCGAUUUGCCGGUUAGGGUGGCGAAGUUCGUUCCUCGCAAAAACUGCACAUGCCGACUAUGUCCGGUCGUUGGGCAUCCACCCCACUCUGCCGUAUAUGAUAUGACGAUAAAGCUGUGGGACUGGGACAGCAAAUGGCAAUGCAAGCAAACGUUCGAAGGCCACUCGCAUUACGUCAUGCAGUUAGUGAUCAAUCCUAAAGAUACGAAUACGUUUGCAACCGCCUGUCUUGAUCGAAGUAUAAAGGUCUGGCAGCUUGGAUCGAGUCAGGCGAAGUUUACUCUUGAAGGCCAUGAAAAAGGGGUAAACUGCGUGGAUUUUUAUCAUGGUGGCGACAAACCUUAUUUGAUCUCGGGCGCCGAUGAUCAUCUCGUUAAAAUUUGGGACUAUCAGAACAAGACCUGUGUCGCAACGUUGGAGGGUCAUGCACAAAACGUGUCUUCGGUUUGCUUCCAUCCGAAUUUGCCCGUGAUACUGAGUGGCUCUGAAGACAGUACGGUGAGGGUGUGGCACGCAAAUACCUAUCGCUUGGAGACAUCGCUAAACUAUGGUCUCGAUCGAGUUUGGACCAUUUCCACACUGAAAGGUAGCAACGCAGUGGCUAUCGGAUACGACGAAGGAAGUAUUCUUAUAAAACUUGGUCGUGAAGAGCCGGCUAUAAGCAUGGACUCAAGCGGAAAAAUCAUUUGGGCCAAGCAUCUGGAAGUGCAACAGGCCAAUCUCAAAAGCCUUGGUGCUGGCAUUGAAGUUAAAGACGGCGAACGACUGCCGCUAACAGUCAAAGACCUCGGCGCCUGUGACAUUUAUCCGCAGUUCAUUCAACACAACUCAAACGGCAGAUUCGUCGUUAUUUACGGAGAUGGGGAGUAUGUUAUCUACACAGCAAUGGCGUUGCGCAACAAAGCAUUUGGAUCAGGGCUAGAGUUUGUAUGGUCAGCUGAUUCGAACACGUACGCCGUGCGGGAAUCGAUGAGUUCGGUGAAGAUAUUUUGCAACUUCAAAGAUUCGUUGACCCUGAAGCUUCCAGCGGCGGCAGAAGGAAUCUUCGGCGGAACGCUGCUUGGUGUUCGUUCAGCUGCAUAUCUGUCGUUUUACGACUGGGACAAAGGCAUGCUGGUGCGUCGCAUCGAGAUCGCUCCUAAGCAGGUGUUUUGGUCAGACAAGGAGCUGGUGGCCAUUACAACGGAAGACUCAUUCUUUAUUUUGCGGUACUACGCUGAUAUUGUUGUUUCCGACGAUGGUAUCGAAGACGCUUUUGAGGUAAUCAGCGAAUAUUCCGAUGUUGUGAAAACUGCUACCUGGAUCAGAGAGUGUUUCGUCUAUACUACCGUACAAAACAGACUAAACUAUUGCAUAGGAAGCGAAAUAGUUACCGUAUCUCAUCUGGACAGGCCCAUGUAUAUACUUGGGUACAUCUCGGCGGAGAAUCGACUUUAUCUGAGCGACAAAGAUCUGAACAUAGUCAGCUAUCUGCUCCUGCAGUCGGUUUUGAAUUACCAGACAGCUGUAUUAAGAAACGACUUCGACACUGCGGAUAGUCUUCUGAAUAGCAUUCCAGACAGCCAACGAACGCGGAUUGCUCAGUUCUUGGAAAAACAAGGGUACAAGAAACAAGCUCUAUCUGUUUCUCAAGAUCCAGAGCAUCGAUUUGAACUAGCCUUAAGCGUUGGCGAUUUAAAGUUAGCUUAUAGUUUGGCUGCAGAAUCCGACUCAGAAGAAAAAUGGCGCCAACUGAGCAAAGUAGCCACAACUAAGAACGACUUCGCAUUGGCUGGGGAAUGUAUGAGUCGUGCGCGCGAUUACGGGGCCUUGUUGAUGUUGGCCACGUCUUGUGGUUCCAAGGCGCUAACCGAAAAGGUAGCCUCUGAUGCUCUCACGGCCAAACAAUACAACAUCGCCUUUUUGGCAAAUGUUUUAUUAGGACGAAGCUGCAUUUUUCGCUCGUACCUACUCGUUGCUGGUUGGAAAGAAAGUCUCUCUGAAAUCAAUCCAAAACUGGCCAAAAGCUUAGCUGAUCCAACGCAGUAUGAAAAUUUGUUCCCAAAUCUCGAAGAAGAUAAAAAAGUCGAAGCGCGCUUGAACGAAUUGCGGGACCAUUUUCUUCCUGCCUCUGCGUAUGCAAACAUGCCAGUAAGUCUGGUUAUCCCUUCGUGUUCAGGAAAUGUCUUCAGUGGUCUCCAUGAUUUCAGUGUUUCCUUUGUAAUGUGUAAUGAUCGAGCCAGCAACAUCAUUCCUAUCCCUUAUCGUCCAUCCACCGUUGCCUGA
Messenger RNA from Soboliphyme baturini, 2427 nucleotides. The record is from the annotation of a GenBank genome assembly. NCBI's taxonomy places the organism in Eukaryota, Metazoa, Nematoda, Enoplea, Dioctophymatida, Soboliphymatidae.